This is a messenger RNA of Corticium candelabrum, 1704 nucleotides long. Its product is annotated as 60S ribosomal export protein NMD3-like. Gene Ontology annotation, biological process: ribosomal large subunit export from nucleus. Gene Ontology annotation, cellular component: cytoplasm; nucleus. Lineage: Eukaryota; Metazoa; Porifera; Homoscleromorpha; Homosclerophorida; Plakinidae. The transcript has 15 exons. The coding region runs from base 54 to 1574 and encodes 506 amino acids. The record is from RefSeq and is a predicted model, not a curated record. Gene Ontology annotation, molecular function: ribosomal large subunit binding.
AUGCCUGGGUCUCCGAGGCCUAUCAGCACGCUUGUUGCUGACUCACGACAAGUAUGGAGUCGAUGGACUUAGAGAGUGCAACUUGUGCUUCGCCUACUGUAUUGUGUUGUGAGUGUGGGACACCGAUCUCCCCUAACCCAGCAGCAAUGUGCGUAGCUUGUCUGCGCAGCCGGGUUAGCGUUACUGAGGGUCUAAUGAAGCAGGGUGCUCUCUACUUCUGUAAGGGAUGUGAGAGGUAUCUCCAACCUCCAUCUAAUUGGGUCGCUUGUAAACUGGAAUCGAGAGAACUUCUUGCAUUGUGUUUGAAGCGAAUUAAAGGUCUUGACAAGAUUCACCUUGUUGAUGCCAGCUUUGUGUGGACAGAACCUCACUCAAAACGAAUAAAAGUGAAAUUGACUGUACAAAAGGAGGUGCUUGGUUCUACUAUCUUAGAACAAGUACUUGUUGUCGAGUUCGUUGUUCACAAUCAAAUGUGUGACAACUGUCACAGACGAGAAGCAUCCGACUUUUGGAGAGCUGUAGUGCAAAUCCGUCAGAAGACAACUGAAAAGAAGACACUGUUUUACUUGGAACAGCUUAUUCUGAAGCAUAAUGCACAUGCCAACACGAUAAGAAUAAAAGAACAACAUGGUGGUCUUGACUUUUAUUAUGGCAGUAAGCAAGAUGCAAGGAGGCUGGUUGACUUUUUGCUGAGCGUUUUGCCGUGUCGAUAUAAGACAUCGCAGCAGCUUAUAUCACAUGACAUCCGAAGCAAUGUCUACAACUACAAACACACAUUUUCAGUGGAAAUUGUCCCUUUGGCAAAGGACUGUAUUGUAUGUCUUCCAUCAGCAACAGCUCGAGCAUUCGGGAACAUUGGGCCGGUUUUGGUGUGUGUCAGAGUGACGACUGUCAUCCAGCUUAUUGAUCCUCACACACUUCAGUUGGCUGAGGUAUCCCAGACUGUUUUCUGGCGAAAUCCGUUCAUCAGCCUUUGUAGCUCAAAGAAUCUAGUAGAAUAUAUCGUGUUAGAGGUAGAGCCUGUAAGGCUGCCCACACAUUCAUCUCACAAGUACUUGCUUGCAGACAUCUGUGUCGCAAAGAGUAGCGAAAUAGGUUUACCUGACUGUCAACAUUAUUGUAGAACACAUCUGGGACAUCUUCUCAAACCCGGUGAUACAGUGAUGGGAUUUGAUGUCGCUCAUAGUAAUGUCAAUGACGAAAACCUUUCCAAACUACGUGAAGACCAUGUGCCUGAUUUGGUGUUGGUCAAGAAGAGUUAUGGAGAGAAACGAAAACGCCGCCAGAAGCGAGUGUGGAAAUUGAAACACCUUCCUAAAGAUUCAGAUGACAUGGCUGUUUCCGACAGCAUGGAUCAGGAUUACGAUGAUUUUCUCGCUGAUCUUGAAGAAGAUGAGACACUUAGACAAGCUGUCAACAUCUAUAAAGACGCAACACGACUGAAACAUGUAAGACAUGGAUCCGGUGUAACUGAUGAUGUGGAAGACGAGGCACCUCAGAUCAGUCUGGCUGAAAUGUUGGAUGAUUUGUGUAUCGAUGAUCCUGAUAGUGAAACUACAACUAGUGAAAUGUGAUGAGAGUUAUUUACGGGGAAAGAUCAAGUAGAGUGCAGCUAUGUCGUUGAGAUGUUGUAUGAUGGUGAGCACAGUCAUCACAAGUGUAUGCGGUAAUAUAUUGGUUGUAAUUUCAAAAUAUGGCGAAAUG